AUGUUCCCCUCACAGGCGGUUAAUUUUAACAUUGAGGCCCUCAGUGGCAUCUGUGGAUCAAUUUCCAUUGCCUGUUGGGUCGUCGUUUUCUCUCCCCAAAUUAUUGAAAACUUCCGUCGUGGCUCCGCUGAUGGCCUCUCCCUACUGUUCCUCAUCGUCUGGUUGGCUGGCGAUGUAUUCAACAUCCUUGGUGCCGUCAUGCAGGGCGUGCUUCCUACUAUGAUCAUCCUUGCUGUGUACUACACACUAGCAGAUAUAGUUCUGCUAGGCCAGUGCUUCUACUACAGAGGCUUCAAUCUCAAGGACGAGCUUUCUUCUUCGCCUUCGCCACAGCUCUCAAUAGCCAACGGCAACUCCGACGUUGAAAGUGGUGCCGAAACCCAAUCAACACCAACGGAGCGCUCAUCCCUCCUCCCAAAAUCAAAUGGAAAAACCCACGCUCAAACUCAACACCCAGCCGGAAGCGCAUCUGCACAGAACCAGGACGCGCGCCCGGUCUCCGCUGGAAGACGCCACUCAGCAACCUCCUUCCACGACAUCUUCCACUCAUCCGCGCAUCUAUCCCCAGCAACACCCUUCAUCGAGCCCACAUCCGACUCAGCACGCAGCCGCGCCCAGCGUGCCCGCCGCCGCCGCAUCUCCGCCCUCCAGUCGAUCCUCUUCAACCUGACUUCUGUGGCUCUGGUUUGCGCCGCAGGCGUACUAGGCUGGUAUGUCAGCCCAGCUGCGAAGACAUCGCCGGACCCGGAACCCCUCACUCUGGAUCUAUUUGGUCAGGUAUUCGGGUACUUCUGCGCGGUGUUGUACUUGGGGUCCCGUCUGCCCCAGCUUCUCUUGAAUUACCGGCGCAAGUCUACGGACGGUGUCUCGCUUCUGUUUUUCCUCUUCGCCUGCAUUGGAAACUUGACAUAUGUGCUAUCUAUAUUGGCAUACUCGCCUGUCUGCUCGAAUGGGUCUCCUGAAGAGGUUAUGAGUAUGGGUCAUCAUCGUCACCAUUCUAAGUGUCGUCAGGGGGAGGCGGCUGCGCUGUAUGGUCGCUAUGUUUUGGUUAAUCUGUCAUGGUUGGUUGGCAGUGCUGGCACACUGCUACUGGACAUGGCUAUCUUUACACAGUUCUUCCUUUAUUCUGAUGGCAAGGCAGAUGACGACGAGGAGUAA
Messenger RNA from Penicillium soppii, 1158 nucleotides. RefSeq names its product PQ-loop repeat-containing protein. Gene Ontology annotation, cellular component: fungal-type vacuole membrane. The transcript is spliced from 2 exons. Bases 1 to 1158 code for a protein of 385 amino acids. The record is from RefSeq and is a predicted model, not a curated record. Lineage: Eukaryota; Fungi; Ascomycota; Eurotiomycetes; Eurotiales; Aspergillaceae. Gene Ontology annotation, biological process: basic amino acid transmembrane export from vacuole.